This is a messenger RNA of Nematostella vectensis (starlet sea anemone), 965 nucleotides long. RefSeq lists its product as uncharacterized. The transcript is spliced from 3 exons. The coding region runs from base 46 to 348 and encodes 100 amino acids. The record is from RefSeq and is a predicted model, not a curated record. Lineage: Eukaryota; Metazoa; Cnidaria; Anthozoa; Actiniaria; Edwardsiidae.
CGAAGUAGUCCUGUGUACAUUUCAUCCGAGGAGCCUGGUAUCGUAAUGGCGGACGGAAAACGUCCCAUCGGAAAGGGAAUCCCUGAUCAGAACGAACUUCUUCGACCACUGAUAUUCCCAAAUCAUCAGAGGGGGUUCAAACUAUUCAACGCAGCAAUUGCUACAGGACUGACAGUCUAUUUUGUAUUCAUUCACAAGUUCAGUAGUGAAGACCAUUGUUUUAUGCCAAUAAGAAGAUUUGUUGAACAACAGAAAAGAUAUUUCUUCCAAAUUAAACCAGAGGAUGAGGAGUAUAUCAGGAAACGAACUGAAGAAUUGAAAGCAAAACAAGCUGAGAGGACUUCUUAAUCUGGCACGAAAUGUUGCCCCAAAACAGGCAGUCAAAACAACUUUUCAACAUCAACAGCAACAAAAACAGUCAGAAACUUGGUCAAACAUUGAAUAUAGCCCCUAAUACAAACAGAUAGGGUCACUUGAAAAAGUCUGGUACUAAAUCAUGAGUUCCAAGACAAGUACAGAGAAAUCCCUGAUCUGUCACUAAAUAAUCCCCAAGAUAGUCUGCUUGGCAGCCUCCAACGUUAAUACUCCAACCGAUGGGGGCUGCGAAGGAGAUCAGAAGGCCCCUCUAAAAUUCAAGUCAGUGAUAUAAAGAAAGUAGCAUGGCGAGAGACAAGGUACCUCUGGAUAACGAGAUCCUAAGCCUUGGAUAAAAAGGAAAGCACAUUGCCCAGAUAAAAGAGUUAGAACCCAUUGAUAAGGACACUUUUAGGACCCCAAAAGGAGUCCUUAAUAACAAAGCAUGUUUAGCUUUAGAGAAAGUGUACAAAGCCUUUAUUUAUUGUGACUUUAAAACUGUUCCCUUGAGUAAGGAGCCUCUGUAACUGUCAAUUUUAGUUCAUUCUAGUGUGCUUGAAGAAGGACCAGCAAUCAUGGUUUGGAGAAAAAAAUAAAUAAAAGAAGAUUUC